CCGAAGGACCUCGCGUGACCAACAUCCGAGUUGAAUGUGGAAUAAAACAUUAUUUUUCCAUUUUUUAUUAAACAUAAUCAGUUUCCAAAGAGUAUAAAAGAAAUUCGGUAAAACAAAAUACAUUUUAAAAAAGCCCAAUAAUAAUAUAAAUAUUUCCGCAGUCGGUCACGUGAGCGAAAACGUCAUCGUGUCACAAGACAAAAUAAAAAACACUUCCGGGUUCAGAGUGGAUUAUUCUUUUAUUUUAAAACAUGGCUUCUGCAUUCGUCCUCGGGGAUAAAUUCAGAGAUAAGUUGACGGAGCUUUUGGAAAAGACCGACUCGUGUUUGCCCGAAAGGUUGAGAGAAGAACUGGAGGAGAGUCUCGGGAAGCCGGAGCCGACCAUCCUGUCCUUUAGUGCGGCGAGGACGCUGCAGAAAUACCUCCAGGACCAAGGGCGUCCUUUCUACCUCCAUGAGCUGUUGGACGGCGGCUCGCUGCACCUGCCGGAGGUGGUGAAGCCCCCCAGGAACCGCGAGCUGGUCGCCCGUCUGGAGAGGAUCAAAGUCAGGCUGGCCAACGAGGAGUACAGCCGGAUCACGCGGAACGUCAACACGCAGGAAAUCAGCCGCAAUGGAACAAUAGCAGAUUUUGGACAGGAAGUGCGGUCGGUCAAAGCGGUGGUGGCGACCGUGUUCAACUUCCUGGUGACGGUGGUCGCUGCGUUCGCCUGCUCCUACAUGGGGAGUCAGUACCUGUUCACCGACACCGGCGCGCGAGUGAUAGCGGCGGUGAUCACUGCGUCCGUCGUCGGGCUCGCCGAGCUGUACGUGCUGGUCCGGACCAUGGAGGGCGAGCUGGGGGAACCGUAGCCCCCCCCCCCCCCCCCCGCCCCCCUGACUAGAACAAGGACUUUUUAUGCUUUUUAAAAAAAUACAUAUUAUUUAUCCGUCGUGGAAAGUCGGUGGAACUUCUGAGAGAAAGAUGUCGAGAAUUCACUCAAAGUGACGCUGAAGGGAAGCAGGAACGUUUCAAAAUUACUGAAUAUCUGUUCUUUGUAU
Messenger RNA from Cyclopterus lumpus (lumpfish), 1040 nucleotides. RefSeq names its product transmembrane protein 199 (gene vma12). The transcript is spliced from 6 exons. NCBI's taxonomy places the organism in Eukaryota, Metazoa, Chordata, Actinopteri, Perciformes, Cyclopteridae. Gene Ontology annotation, biological process: vacuolar proton-transporting V-type ATPase complex assembly. Bases 252 to 851 code for a protein of 199 amino acids. The record is from RefSeq and is a predicted model, not a curated record. Gene Ontology annotation, cellular component: endomembrane system.